Phycomyces blakesleeanus NRRL 1555(-) is the source of this 183-nucleotide messenger RNA. RefSeq lists its product as hypothetical. Lineage: Eukaryota; Fungi; Mucoromycota; Mucoromycetes; Mucorales; Phycomycetaceae. The record is from RefSeq and is a predicted model, not a curated record. The transcript is spliced from 2 exons. The coding region runs from base 1 to 183 and encodes 60 amino acids.
AUGAAGUUCACCUACAUCAUCGCCAUUGUUGCCCUUGUUGCUGCUGUUGUAUCCGCUGAAGACUCCCAGAGCGUCAAGAGUGUUGGAAGUGACGGACCAGUUACUGGCUUUUUCAACGACUUCUUUGAGGGUGGCAAGGUUUCCGAGAACUCUCGCAAGAAUGCUGUGUCCCAGGACGAAUAA